UAGUGCUUAACUUUUAACUUUUAGGUUAGAAUACAAUGUUGUUCGCAGGCAGACAAUUUUCAAUUAGAAAUUUAAGAAGAGCUUGGAAAGCGGGACAAAAGACGCUUUUUCAAGCUUCUCGAACAUUUUCUUGUUCCUGCAGACAUCAUUAUGAAACACAUUUUCGUAGAAGUGUUGAAACACCUGAAGAGUUUUGGGAAGAACUGGCACAGGAUAUAAACUGGUUUAAGAAGUACGAACGAGUACUCGACAACUCGAAUCCUCCAUUCACCAAAUGGUUUGUGGGAGGUGAAAUGAACACGUGUUACGAAGGGCUGGAUGUUCACGUGGCAAAUGGGUUUGGUGACGACAAAGCGUUGAUCUAUGACAGUCCUGUCACUGAAACAAAGCGUGCUUUUACGUAUGAUUACUUGAAAGAACAGGCAUCGAAAUUCGCAAGAGUCCUUAUCAACAAUGGCGUCCAAAAAGGCGACCGAGUGAUAAUUUACAUGCCGAUGAUUCCUGAGGCUAUUAUAGCAAUGUAUGGUUGCGCAAGAGUCGGUGCCGUACAUUCCGUCGUGUUUGGUGGAUUUGCACCCAAAGAAUUAGCAAGGCGUAUCGAUGAUGCUGAGCCGGUUGUUAUGGUGACGGCAUCGUGCGGUUUAGAACCUAAUCGCGUGUUACCGUACGAACCCUUAGUUAAACAUGCAGUAGAGAUCGCGUCACAUAAGCCCCACAAAAUCAUCACGGUUGAUCGUGAACAGUGUCGUAAGAUGAAGUACGAUCGUGACGUCGAUAUCGACUGGAAUGACGCUGUAGACUCAGUGAGCGGGCAUGAUUGCAUCCCGGUCAAUUCCAACGACCCCCUUUACAUUUUGUACACGUCUGGAACGACUGGAUCGCCUAAGGGUAUAGUCAGACCUAAUGGUGGGCAUGCCGUUGCAUUGAAGUGGUCAAUGAAGAACAUAUAUAAUAUUCACCCGAAUGAUAUUUGGUGGGCUGCUUCUGAUAUCGGUUGGGUUGUCGGACAUUCAUAUAUCGUAUACGCUCCUCUGUUUAAUAAAAGUACCUCCAUUUUAUUUGAGGGCAAACCCGUUGGUUCACCAAAUGCGAGUACAUUUUUUCGUAUUAUCGACGAAUACGAUGUAUCAGCAUUGUUUACUGCGCCAACUGCGAUUAGAGUGAUUAGAAACGAAGAUCCUGAUGGCGAUCACGCUAAAGCAUUUACAAUGGAAAGGCUUCAAGCAUUGUUUUUGGCUGGUGAAAACGCCGAUAUUAAUCUUUUAAAGUGGUGUAAGAAUGUUUUUCGAAAGCCUGUUGUUGAUCAUUGGUGGCAAACAGAGUCUGGUUGGCCAAUCACAAGUCAUCAUUUAGGCCUUGGGUUACCAAGCGAUUACAAACUCGGUUCUAUUGGUAAACCAACACCCGGUUGGAAUGUGAAAGUGUUGAGUAAACAAUACGAAGAAUGCAAACCUGGAGAAUUGGGACAGAUUUUUGUAAAGUUACCGCUUCCACCCGGCGCCAUGUCAACGCUGUGGAACAAAGACGAUCGCUUCAUUGAAAGUUACUUCGAAACAGUAGAGGGUUUCUAUGACACCAGUGAUGCGGGUAUGGUUGAUGAGAACGGCUACGUUUCUAUUGGUGGACGCAUUGAUGACGUCAUUAACGUGGCUGGACACCGGCUGUCAACACAACAAAUGGAGAGGGCAAUUGCACAAGAUCCAGACAUUAUGGAACAAGCUGUCAUUGGUGUGAAAGACGAAGUAAAAGGUUUAAUACCAGUUGGUUUGGUUGUUCUAAGAAAAGGGUGUCAAAAAGACGAAGAGACUGUAAAAAAAGACGUUAUUCAAGUCGUGCGUUCUGAUGUUGGGCCAGUUGCUGCCUUCAAGAAAGUUAUUAUUCUGCCUGUGUUACCCAAGACACGUGCAGGGAAAUUCAUUAGAGGAACUCUCAAGAAGAUCAUGGAUGGUGAUGAGUAUACGGUUCCACAAACUAUAGAAAAUCCUGACGAUUUUGCUGUCGUCGAAGCGAUAUUGAAAAAAUCAGUAUCUUUUGAUGGCGAUGUUUAAUGAUAACGCCUUACAAACAUCACCUGUGAAGAUGGUGCAUAUUUUUGUCGCAAAAAUUUCUAUAAGGGUAGCACUUAUAAAGCCAAUUUCCUGAUUCUACCUGACUUGUUAAUGUAAAGACGAUAUUAAUCAGUACAGUAGACAUAUGAAUAUUAGAAAUUAAUUUCAGAAAUUAUCUAUACAAUAAUUAAUCAACGCGAAAUUCCACUUCGAUCUUUUAGCACGUCUGCUCGAGGUACAUGCAUUAAAAUGCCUUUGCCUGCGCUGUUUGUUUUGAAUGUCAAAAUUGCGAAAUUUUCAUGAGCCAUUAUAAGCAUUCCAGUGCUUGAAUAGCCGCCAUUUUAAAUUUUUGCUUGCAUUUUUAUUUCUAGUGGACCCUACUGCUCAAACGCACGACCGCCGCGCGUCGUCGUGCCUUCCGAUCGAAGUGGACUUUCGCCUUUAACGAUUGACUAGAGAGGAUAGAGAGAGAAUUAAUGUGAAAAAUUGUAGAAACACUAAACUGAGAAUAGUUACCGCAUACACACUUUCCCUAAUUAAGCUUGGAAAAAAUAAUUUCAGUCUUAGCAGACCUCUUGUCUCAGGUAAUUUUUGGUUUCACAAAACGUUUUGCUCACAUUUUUUCUACUUGGAGUAUGCAGAAAUUUACCGUGUAUUUUAUUAACUCUCGUAUUUUUAUCAAUUUUUUACGCUUUUUGUAUUACAUAAUUCUUUCGCAUAAACGUAGUUAUCUGACUAAUGGAUAUUUUAGACAUGCACUAUAUACGGUUAGAAAUUACAGCAUUUUUUUUGUUAGAUUCUAUAAUUUUGUUUUUUUAGUAGAAAGGUACAAAUUUUAAUAGUUAUUAAUUUUCACGGAGUUAGGCAGUUAGCCAAUCACGAAUCAUAAAAGGAUUUGUAAAAGAGUACUGGGCUUUUAAAAAUAUUUAAUAUGUUUUACAUCAUUCGCCAUAAUUUAAUGCUAUUUGGGGUAAAUUUGAAGCUGUCCAAACAGUUGCUCUUAAAAUGAUUUUGAUGUAUUAUCUAAAUUGCUUAGUAAGCAGAAAUUUCCAUUUUAGAGAUAUAUAAUGAGUGUUGGAAGAAGAACAUUGUGGAUAUUGUGGAUACAUAGUCUACAUAUAGUAACUGAAUAUAUAAGUAGUUAUAUGUAUAAACAAAAUUUGUACUGUUAGUAAAUAAUUAUGAAAAGAUAUUUUUGCAAUGAGUUUA
Hydractinia symbiolongicarpus is the source of this 3257-nucleotide messenger RNA. Its product is annotated as acyl-CoA synthetase short-chain family member 3, mitochondrial-like. Lineage: Eukaryota; Metazoa; Cnidaria; Hydrozoa; Anthoathecata; Hydractiniidae. The coding region runs from base 36 to 2048 and encodes 670 amino acids. The record is from RefSeq and is a predicted model, not a curated record. The transcript is spliced from 19 exons.